This is a messenger RNA of Nilaparvata lugens (brown planthopper), 438 nucleotides long. Its product is annotated as heterogeneous nuclear ribonucleoprotein C-like. The record is from RefSeq and is a predicted model, not a curated record. The coding region runs from base 139 to 423 and encodes 94 amino acids. Gene Ontology annotation, molecular function: RNA binding. The transcript is spliced from 3 exons. Gene Ontology annotation, cellular component: nucleus. NCBI's taxonomy places the organism in Eukaryota, Metazoa, Arthropoda, Insecta, Hemiptera, Delphacidae.
UUGACUAUUGUUUACCGAAAUUAUUAUUCCGGUUAUUGGCAAAUAAUAGCAAUUAAUUAGUAAUUCUAUUUAUUAAAACACAGUUGAAACUGUGAAAAUCCGUAUACUCUUGCUGGCUGUCAGUUCUGAUUUUGAAAAAUGGGUGACGGAGAGUAUGAAGGAGCAACGAAAAUAAUAAGAGAUCCGAGCACUGUCAAGUCUCGAAUUUUUAUUGGAAAUACUCCAUCAAAUGUUACUAAGAAAAAUCUUGAAGAUAUAUUCUCUCCUUAUGGACAAAUCAUUGCUAUCGUUUUGAAUCGUGGUUUCGCAUUCCUUCAAUUUUCCAACGAGGAUAGCGCUAAUAGUGCUAUCGAGAAAGAGUGUGGGACCAUGUGUGGAGGAAAGAAAUUGGGUACGUUUAUUUUUUCGUUUGUACUUCUAUAAUUUAUAUAUAUCUAU